AACCCCUAAACUAAAGCCUCUCGUCUUGAAAAACCCCAAAUCUCUCUAUCCUCCAAAUGGCUGCUCUCUCUUCCAUCAUUCGCAAGUCAGCCUCCUCCGUUGUUCCUCUCGCCAUUCGGUUGGCCGGAAGUCAAAGGCACCACCACUGUGCUGCUCUCUUCUCCGCCGUCAAGCACUGCGAUAUCUCUCAGAAACUCCGUCCAAAUUCAUUUCCUUCCGUCCUUCACUACUCUAACGUCACUAAGCGGUCCGACGAUUCUCUUGUACGAGUUAUUGAAUCGGAGAUCAAAUGUGCCGAGGAGUCCGAAGAGUCUAAUUCUGUUGAAGAGACUCCAGAAGGCUUCCCUUUCAAGAUUGAGGAUAACCCUGGCCAGCAAACUAUAUCACUUUCCAGAGAGUAUCAGGGUGAACUUAUCAAAGUCGAAGUUCACAUGCCUGAUCUUGUUACAGGUGAGAAUGAUGACGGUAAUGAUGACGAUGAUGACGAGAAGGCCAAUCAGUCUAGCAUCCCACUUGUUGUAACUGUUGCGAAGGCGGGUGGACCGUGUUUGGAGUUUAACUGUACUGCUUACCCAGAUGAGAUUUCAAUAGAUAGCAUGUCAGUUAAGGAUCCAGAAAAUUCUGACGAUCAAAUUGCCUAUGAGGGGCCUGACUUCUCGGAUUUGGAUGAGAAUCUGCAAAAGGCUUUCCACAAGUAUCUGGAGAUUCGGGGAAUUAAGCCCAGCACAACCAAUUUCUUGCAUGAGUACAUGAUCAACAAAGACAGCAGAGAGUACGUGAUGUGGCUGAAGAACGUGAAGAAGUUCGUCCAGGCAUAAGUUUUCAGUAAAAUAAUUUUUGGGUGGCUUUAUAUUAUUAGAUUUGGAUUUUGAACUACUGCUAUUAUCAUUUAAUAUGCACCAAAGGUCUUAAGUUAUCUAUAGUUAAUAAUUUAGAGAACACUUAUUGUGUGGGCCAUUUGGAUGAGCUCGAGGGAGUUUCUUAUGCUCCACUCUUUUAUCUGUAAUGUUUGUGGCCGUUAAUGGAUAACUGGAAUAGAUGUAUGAUUUUAAUGUUGAAUCAAGUUGUAGAUGUAUGGUCCAA
Cornus florida is the source of this 1083-nucleotide messenger RNA. RefSeq lists its product as uncharacterized. Lineage: Eukaryota; Viridiplantae; Streptophyta; Magnoliopsida; Cornales; Cornaceae. The record is from RefSeq and is a predicted model, not a curated record. The transcript is spliced from 3 exons. Bases 57 to 818 code for a protein of 253 amino acids. Gene Ontology annotation, cellular component: mitochondrial matrix.